This is a messenger RNA of Exserohilum turcica Et28A, 1431 nucleotides long. RefSeq lists its product as uncharacterized. Gene Ontology annotation, molecular function: protein binding; protein-lysine N-methyltransferase activity. Lineage: Eukaryota; Fungi; Ascomycota; Dothideomycetes; Pleosporales; Pleosporaceae. The coding region runs from base 1 to 1431 and encodes 476 amino acids. Gene Ontology annotation, cellular component: nucleus. Gene Ontology annotation, biological process: peptidyl-lysine monomethylation. The record is from RefSeq and is a predicted model, not a curated record. The transcript has 2 exons.
AUGGCCGACUUUGACGGUGCCAGCCAGGCCUUCUUGGCUUGGCUGAAGAAAACUGGUGCACAGAUCAGCGCAAAGAUUCAAUUGCAGGAUCUGAGAGCCAGGGAUGCCGGUCGAGGCGUUGUUGCGACACAGGACAUUGCUGAACACGAGCUUCUCUUCAGUAUACCCCGCACGUCUAUUCUCAGCGUAGAAAACAGCAUCCUUUCUACCGAGAUCCCGGCCGCCACGUUCAGCCUCCUUGGCCCUUGGCUCUCUCUCAUCCUUGGCAUGCUUUACGAGCACCAUAAUGGAUCCGCUUCAAACUGGGCUCCGUACUUCGCCGUGCUACCGACCGAUUUCGACACGCUCAUGUUCUGGACGGAGGAUGAGCUGGCGGAGCUACAGGGUAGCGCGGUUGUAAGCAAGAUCGGCAAAGACGGGGCUGAUCAGGUCUUUACCGAACAGCUGCUACCUGUGAUUGAAGAGUUUGCGGACGUGAUUUUCAGUGGCGACGAGAGGGCAAAAGACAAGGCAAAAGAAAUGCGAGCGCCGGAGAACGUGAAGCUGAUGCACAAGAUGGGCAGCUUGAUCAUGGCAUACGCGUUCGACGUCGAGCCCGCAGUCUCGGACAAAGAGGUGGACGAUGAAGGCUUUGCAGAAGAAGACGAAGAUGACGCGCUACCAAAAGGAAUGGUACCCAUGGCCGAUAUGUUAAACGCAGACGCUGACCGAUGCAAUGCGCGUCUGUUUUACGAAAAAGACUGUUUGGAGAUGAAGGCACUGAAGCCGAUUCGAGCUGGAGAAGAAAUAUUCAACGACUACGGAUCGCUUCCCAGGAGCGAUUUGCUAAGGCGCUAUGGGUACGUCGCCGAUAACUACGCGCAGUAUGAUGUCGUCGAAAUCUCUGCGGAACUCGUCUCGCAAACCUUGGCCAGCGAGGGCCUAUGGCGCGAGGAAAGAGUCGAGUAUCUGGACGAGGAAGAGGUGGUUGACACGGGGUACGACAUUGCUGCAAGCACACCAUUUACUGUCCAGGAAAGCUUUUCGCCCGAGCUCAUCAUAUUGGUUGAAAGCAUGCUGCUUCCGCAAGAAGAAUUCGAGCGUCUGAAGAGCAAGGGAAAACUACCGAAACCCGAGAAAAUAACUGCCAAGGGUGCAGAAGUUUUGCACAAGAUUGUGCAAAAUCGCAUUGCGCAGUACCCGACAUCACUGGAACAAGACUUACAGAUCAGCGCACAGAUGCCCCCUGCACAGACUACGGACCGCAAACAGCGCCGCAUUGCCAUGGCGAGGGCUGUGCGCAUUGGAGAAAAGAAACUUUUAGAGCAGGCUGAAGAAGCGCUCGCAGACAAGAUUGCAAGAGACGGCGGCGUGGCGGCCAAGAGAGCAAGAGAGGUGGAUGAAGAGGGCGAUGUAGAGAUGGGAGGAACGGGAAAGAAGCACAGAGUUUGA